This is a messenger RNA of Poecile atricapillus (Black-capped chickadee), 3195 nucleotides long. RefSeq names its product zinc finger protein 239-like. Gene Ontology annotation, cellular component: nucleus. Lineage: Eukaryota; Metazoa; Chordata; Aves; Passeriformes; Paridae. The record is from RefSeq and is a predicted model, not a curated record. Gene Ontology annotation, molecular function: RNA polymerase II cis-regulatory region sequence-specific DNA binding; DNA-binding transcription activator activity, RNA polymerase II-specific. The coding region runs from base 443 to 1627 and encodes 394 amino acids. Gene Ontology annotation, biological process: regulation of transcription by RNA polymerase II. The transcript has 3 exons.
CGGUGUCGCCGCGUCCCGGCGCCGUUUCCUCCCACUUCCUUCCAGUGCUCCCAGUAAGAGCCGUACUGGGAGGGAAAGCACUCCCAGUUCCUUCCCGGUGCUCCCAGUAUCGUUCCCAGUGCCGCGCGAGGCGGGGCCGCAUUGGGAGACACCGCAGGGCAGAGCGCGGCUGCUUUUGGGUGUCGGCACCUGCCUGGGCCGAGCUGGGAGCGGAGGAGGAGCGGAGGAAGAGGAGGAACAGGAAGAGGAGGAAGAGAAGGAACAGAAGGAAGAGAAGCAGCGGGAGGAAGAGGAGCAGCAGAACCACGCAGUUUCCCCGCCCGCCCGCUCAGGGGCAGCUCCCCCGGCUCCAGCAGCAUCACCUAAUCCCCAUCCCCGGAACCCACAGGAUUUCCCAUUCCCAAACCUUGGCCGGAUAUAGGAGGAGGACAACGCGAGGAAGAUGGCCCAGGAGCCCCUGGCAGACAAGGAGCAGUGGACAGAGACCAGGAGGGACAAGUCUUUGCAGCAGAACCUCGUGGAAGAGGCUGUUUUGAGUGGCGCCACAGCUCAGGAAUUCAAUGGGGAGGAAAAGCCACGGAGAUCCUGCACAAAGACGGGCUGCAAACGCAGAUCACAGGGAUCCAAGGAAGAAAGACCCACCCUGGGCCAGGGAGGUGGCCAGAGUUUGGAACUGAGGGUCCAUGAGCAGGUCCACAGUGGGGAGAAGCCCUAUAGAUGUGGGGAAUGUGGGAAGAGCUUCAGCCGGAGCUCAACCCUGAUCCACCACCGGAGGAUCCACACUGGAGAAAGGCCCUAUGAGUGUGGGGAGUGUAGGAAGAGCUAUAGAAACAGCUUUGACCUGAUCAACCACCAGAGGAGCCACACGGGGGAACGGCCCUAUGAGUGUGGGGAAUGUGGGAAGAGCUUUCAGAGAAGCUCCAGUCUCCUGAAGCAUCAGUGGACGCACACAGGCGAGAGGCCCUACGAGUGUCUUGAGUGUGGGAAGAGGUUUCAGAGCAGCUCCAGGCUCCUCAGGCAUGAGCGGAUUCACACGGAUGAGAGGCCCUUUCGCUGCCCCGACUGUGGGAAGGGCUUCAAAAAUAACCCUGACCUCAUCACCCACCAGCGCAUCCACACUGGGGAGAGGCCCUAUGAGUGUCCCGAGUGUGGGAAGAGAUUCACCCAGAGGUCAAACCUCAUUGUCCACAAGAGGACCCACACUGGCGAGAGGCCCUAUGAAUGUGGGGAAUGUGGUAAGAGGUUCAGCCAGAGCUCAGAACUGAUGCAUCACAGGAGGAUGCACUCUGGGGAGAGGCCUUACAAGUGUGGUGAGUGUGGGAAGAGCUUCAGUCGGAGCUCCAACCUGAUCAUACACCAGAGGAGUCACACAGGGGAACGGCCCUAUGAGUGUGAGGAGUGCCGGAAGAGGUUUCAGACCAGCUCCGAUCUCCUCGUACAUCAGCGGAUUCACACAGAUGAGAGGCCCUUUCGCUGCCCCGAGUGUGGGAAGGGCUUCAAGCUCAACUCCACCCUCAUCACCCACCGGCGCAUCCACACUGGGGAGAGGCCUUUUGAGUGUCCCCAGUGUGGGAAGGGGUUCAAACAGAGGUCAGCCUUGAACCAACACCAACGGAGCAACCACUAAGGGAAGCCCUGCCAGUGCCCUGAGUGCAGGAAGAGCUUUGUGUGCUGCUCCAGCUCCAUCCCCCUUGGGAGGAUCCACACUGGAUGAUCCGUGUUGGGAAGGCAUCUGGCUGGCGUCUCUGCAUCCUCCUGGCUCCCUGUGGGCACCUGGUCACAUCUACAGACCAACAUCAGAAAUCCAUUGUGGACAGCGGAUUUGUUGACUCCUGACCCCAGAAAAAUCUCACUUUUUGCAUCUUCUGGUGGCAUCAAGAAACACUGGAUGUCCUUGUAGGUUUUCUCUAACAUAAAUCCAUUGUUUUAAUUUUCUCUGGCCCUUUGGCAUCUUCCACAUCCAAACGGGGAUGGAUUGGGGCAAAACCCAUGAUUCUGGAGACAGUGAGGUGGAAACCCCUCCAAAAAUGUUUUUUCCCACCCACCCAAGCAUGGGGAUGCUCUGCCAGCAGGGACACAUAAAUCCUUUUGUUUUGGCCUUGAAAUGAAAAGGUUUCUGUUAAUCUCUUUUUAUUUUUACCCCUGUUUCAGGGGUUUCAGACAUUGAACUAAGGCAUGGAUGGGGCCAUCCUGGGGACAGUGACAUGGGUGGGGCCAUGGUGGGACAUGGGGGACAUGACCAUGGAUGGAGACGUGGCCAUGGAUGGGGACAUGAGGGGACUUGGUUGGGGACAUGGACAUAGAUGGAGACAUGGCCAUGGAUGGGAACAUGGUAGGACGUGCACAUGUGAGGACACAGCCCUGGAUGGGGACAUGAGGGGACAUGAACAUGGAUGGUGACAUGAACUGGGACAGCGUCAGUGCCACCAGCACCUUCAUCUCAGCCAUGGCAAAGCACUGCCUGAUGCAGUUCCUACCACUACAUCAACACUUUCACCACCACAGUGUCCCAGCUAAAUAUCAUGCCCCACCAGGGCAGGAUGGGGAACUUGUUCAGCUGGUGACAAGUGGGCCAGACAUGAGUGGCAGCCACCAGAGUGUGCCAGGGCCACGGAGCUCAGGGGACACCAACUGCCCCUGGGGACAGAGCAAGGGUCAGUGUCACUCAUGGGGUCAUGUGGCCCCCUGCUGGGUGUCACUGGAGGCAUCCUGAUGGCAGCAUCCCCACAGGUGUGGCGACGUUGUCACUGGAUGCGUGUCCUGGUGGCAUCGUGUCCCCUCCUCUCCAUAUGUCCCCAUCCCCCACCAUGGCUCCCUGUCACCCUUCUGUGCGUUCCUGUCUGUCACCCUGAAAACUAAGCCUCCUGAUCUUGUUCUCAUAGUUUUAGCUACUUUCCCAGGAAAGUAACUAUGAACUAUAAACACAAACACAUUCCUUCUAAGAAACUUCUUUGAUGGACGUUUUGCAUGACCAGUGUGACUGGGAAGGUGGUAACUUAAUUAUCCAAUCCCUGGUCAUUGUUGAAAAUCUAUAAAUACUGGAGUCAAAAAAUAAAGUUUUUCUUGUCAUACCACUGAGACGUGUUUGUGUGAAUCAUUCCAUGUCCUUUAGCGACAUCUGUCCUGCCCCAUGUCUCCCUGUCCCCAUUGUGAGUCCCUGUCACCAUCUCCCCUAUGUGUCCCUGUCCCCUUCUG